Molecule: messenger RNA, 564 nt
Organism: Paramecium tetraurelia
Lineage: Eukaryota; Ciliophora; Oligohymenophorea; Peniculida; Parameciidae
Exons: 1
Source: RefSeq, a predicted model, not a curated record
AUGAAUGAAAAAUUUGAGUAAAAUCUAUAGGAGAUACUUUAGAAGGAUUGUCUAACUCUAAACAAAAAUCUACUGCUCAAAGGAUAAAUUGAGUUAUUGAAAUUGCAGAUCAGAGAUCAAAGAUUAAUUAAACAAUAGCAAGAUUAAGAAAUAAAAGAAAUAGAAAAGAAAUAAGUUAUGCAAAAUAUAAAAGAAGAAUAAUAGAAGUAGAUUGAGGAGAAAGAGACCUAAUUGAUCAAAUAAAAAAAGGAGCUGCAUCUAAGAUAAGAUGCAUGUGAAGACUUAUAAUUUGAAAUUGAAUAAUAAUAUUAACAUCUUAAAAUACAAUAGGAAAAUCAAAGAAUUUUAGAUGAAUCAAUCAAAAGACUCAUGGAUUGUAUAUAAAAAUCCAAAAAAUCACCACUCAAAAAUCAGCAAUUUCAUAAUAGAGUAGCUACUUCUCAUUCAUUCGAUGAUAGGCCCAAUUCUUUUGGAAUAAUGGGAAUGCUAAAGUCUAAAAAUAAUGUCGAUGAUUAUAUAUAGAAAGUGGAAAAAAUUAAUACUUCCAGACUAUAUGAUCAUUGA